This is a messenger RNA of Sinocyclocheilus grahami, 630 nucleotides long. RefSeq names its product epoxide hydrolase 4-like. The transcript has 4 exons. The record is from RefSeq and is a predicted model, not a curated record. Lineage: Eukaryota; Metazoa; Chordata; Actinopteri; Cypriniformes; Cyprinidae. The annotation marks the transcript as partial.
AUCAAAAUUACUACAGUCAUGAGCAAUUCUUUAAUGCACCUGCUUUUAUUACCAACACGACUAAGCUUAAGGAUUCUCUCUUUAGUAUAUUACAUUCUCGUGUACGGCACAGCUGGAAUCACCGCGUGUUUGGUUCUGAUCCGAAUUGCCUGGACUGGAUUUAGGGAUCCAUAUGGAACCUUUCAAUGGACCGCUCGAAAGAGACCCCCAGACUGCCUAAAAGACCCUGCACUUGGUGACCAUGCGUAUCUGAAGGGCAGGUCAAUAAACCACUGGAAUGUCAUGUGUUUAAUUACAGGUCACACAAGUUGUAUAUUGGUGGGGCACGACUGGGGUGGGAUGCUGGCAUGGCAUUUUGCACUGGAAAGGCCAGACAUGGUGCAACGUCUCAUUGUCAUGAACGCUCCUCAUCCCGCCUCAUGGUUGGACGCCGUUCUGAGAAGACCCUCUCAGCUGUUGCGCUCAGGACAUGCAUGUUUCUUCCAGUUACCAAUGCUGCCUGAAAUAGUUUUGUCUCUUGAAGAUUUUAAGUUGGUUCGAAGUCUAUUUUGUGGCAAGAAUUUGGGCAUCAGGAACAAAUCCAGACGACUGACUGAGACCCAGCUGGAGGGGUACCUAUACCGGCUGUCC